AUGAUAGAUGGAAUCACUCCUAAAAUAAUAUCUAAUCGUGGAUAUGCUUACAAACGUGCUUACAAGAAUGCAAUCAAAACUGCGCAAUCUAUAUUAUAUCAGAAGAUAGGUAAUACCUACAAGAUAUUUCAUGGGGAAUGGCUUAGUUUUGAGGAUUUUAAAGCAACCAAUAAUGUCGAGAGAUUAUGGGAAAAGUUCAUAGAGUAUGUCAGAGCAUAUACUGAAAAUGAUAAUCUCUUGAUAAGUAAAUGGAUAAAAAAAUCAAUAUGCUCUGAUUUUACGAAACAUCUAAAUCAUAUAACAAUCUCAGAUAAAAUUGGCCAACCCGAGACUAUGAGAAAAAAUGAGAUGAUUACUGAACAACCUACCUUAUCUCAUAUAUCGAAAACAGAUCAACUAGCACUUGAGAGUUUUCUAAAUACAUGGAACAAGGCAGUCAGCUCACUAUAA
Cetraspora pellucida is the source of this 450-nucleotide messenger RNA. NCBI's taxonomy places the organism in Eukaryota, Fungi, Glomeromycota, Glomeromycetes, Diversisporales, Gigasporaceae. The record is from the annotation of a GenBank genome assembly.